AAGCAGAAUUUUCUCCGUUUGCGCCUGUUGUGAAGCAUUUCAGAGAAUUACUGCUCAGUAUUCUCCGUUACUUCAGUCAUGAAGGGCCCCAGUGCUGAGGCCGACGUAAUGGAGGUAACAGAAGAGAGUACAUCAUUACCUACCCACCUAAACAACGAUGACCUCCCACCUUACCUACAGGAGGAGCCACCUGAAGAUUUGGAGAAGGACCACCCGAAGACCGAAGCCGGCGUGGUCUGGAGGAUGACCGGCGGCCUCUUUAAUUUCACCAAAGGAGCUGUGGGUGCCACCCUGGGGGGCGUGGCCUGGGUGGGCAGCAAGAGUUUUGAGCUGACCAAGACGGCCGUGACGAGCGUCCCGGCGGCCGGCGUGGGAUUGGUCAAGGGCAGCGUUUCCGUGGUAACGGGAGGAGUCGGGGCGGUGGGCUCGGCCGUGGCCGGUAAAGUCACGGCGAAGAAAAAGGACAAGUCUGAUUAGCGUGGCGGCUAUCGUCUCUGAGCGCGUCUCUUUGCUUUAUGUUUCCGUUAGCGGGCGAGCGGUUGGUCGCUCUCUUUCCUGGUGCAUGAUGCUGUUUAUUAUUUGAUUUGGCUGAAGUCGCCCUUUGGAGAGAAACGAGGGUUUGAUUAAAGCUCCGUCGGUCUGUUUGCACUACCCCAAAACUUACCCAGAACGGCAUGAAGGGCAACUUCAGCUAACAGCAUCAAGCCACCGCUGUAGCCUUUAAUGAUCGGGAUCUUCUUGCUUUUAUUCUUUUUAUUUUUGUUUGUAUUCUGGCUAAAGGCAAAAUAUUUAGGUCCAUUCAUUCAUGUGACAAUGACAAUGGUAAAAUAUGUAUAAAGUAUGUGGUGUAUACACUGAGCUGCCAGUUUACUGGGGACACCCACCUUAUACAUCCCCCUGUACAUCAGUUUUACUAUAAUAUAGGUGCACAAUCACUGACUGACUGUGAGUUGUUCCGCACAGUGAAGGGCAGUGAUGCUGAACAGGUGUGUGUGUGUGUGUGUGUGUGUGUAGAUGGUAGGAGUGUUACAUCAAACAUAAAUACGCUAAUGCUUGCAGCAGGUGGAACUGUUAGUUUUAAGGGUAUAGUAAAUGUAUUCAUUCAUCCAGUCAUUGUCUGAUUUACCUCAGCUUUAUCCUGGUCAGGGUUGCGGUGACUCAGUCCAUCACAGGGCGCACACACACACACACACACAUUCACACACACACACAUUCAGCUCUAAAUGACUUGACUGCAUGCCGUUGGACUGUGGGAGGAAACCAGAGCACCCAGAAGUCAUUUAUUCAGACACAGGGAGAACAUGCAAACUCCACACAGAAAGGACCUGGUCCGUCCAGCCCAAAAAUCGAACCCAGACCCUUCUUGCUGUGAGGUGAGAGCAUUAUUUUCCAUGUGGGAAUUCCCAGGUGAAGCGGUCCGGGUGCUUUUUGUGUGGACUUUGCAUGUUCUCCCCGUGUCUGAAUCAUGGGCAACCUGUAAAUAUCCAUCCUGGCAUGAAUGGAACCAAAGUAUAAAACGUGACCUUACAAUCCUAAUUAUCAAACGAAUGAUACGUAUUAAUAUGCUCACAGGUUCUGGCCUGCAUAGCUCAGUGUUUAGCGCCUCUAACACCCAGUUCAGCUGUGAUAAUUAGCUGAUAAGGUAGAUCAGGUGUGUUGAAAGCUUCUACACACACAGACGCUACAGACGUGACUUCUGUAUAACCACAGUACUAAUGAGGUGAGAGGUCGGCGUGCCUGAUCAGGUUCAGCUCAGUGUGUUUACACGUACCAGAACAAUCAGUGUGAAACUAUAAAAGUGUUACUGAUGUCGUUAAUCCUGCAGUAUGAUCCUGGCACAAGGAUGUUAGAAGAGCUUUAAUUACACACAGCUCCGAUGGUCCUCGUUCAUUUCUGCACUUUCUCUUCUGGGUUCCUAAUUGAACACGUCUGGUUCUGGUCGUUAGUUUGGAUCAGUCUCUGCAUGCGCUGGGGAUGAAACACUGAACACAUGCUGAUGAUCUCAUUUCCAGAAAUACACUAUACAGACAAAAGUACUGGGACAUUCCUUCUAUUAUUUAAAUUCAUGUGUUCAUGGCGGAACUGUUAGUUUUAAGGGUAUAGUGCAUUCAUUAUUCAUUCAUUGUCUGUUUUACCUCAGCUUUAUCCUGGUCAUGGUUGCGGUGACUCAGUCCAUCACAGGGUGCACACACCCACAUACACACACACAUUCACAAUCAGCUCCAAAUGACUUAACUCCCUUUCUCUCACAACCAUAUAAAUGUUCUUUGACGUAAGGGGCACAAAUUCCCACAGACAUCAUUUAUAGUCUGUGGCCACACAGAGGUCAGUCUGUUUUAAUAGCAUUCAUGUUUAAAAUUGACAUUCAACCAGCUCAUGGUCAGCUGUCCAAAAGUCCAAAUAGUGUAUGCUCAGAAACAAAAAUCGUUCCCUCCAGACACAAUCAAACGAUUUCCUUCAUAUUCUGUGUUAUUAUAAUACAAUUAAAAUCACAACAUGAUCUGACUUGCAGAACUAAAAUUAAUGUUAUUAUUAGUAUUAUUAAUAGUAAUAUGUAAUAGGAACCCAAUUCAUGAGCACUGCCAAAACUUUAUACAUUCAUUUAAUUUUCUUUAACCGCUCAGGGUCGCAGUGGGUCCAAAUGUUCCAGUUAUUUAGUAAUAAAAGAGCAACUGGGUGCUCGGGUGGCACAGCACCACCGACAUGACCAGGCAUCCACACAAACACUGCUGUUCAUGUUUGAAGCAGGGAAGGUCGGAUUAGAUUUCUUGCAUGAAUGCGUUUGUGUGUGUGUGUGUGUGUGUGUGUGUGUGUUAAGCAUCAUGAAGCUUAGCGUGGCUCUCUGUAUGCAACAUGGCUCAGUGUGGGAACCCAACACAGGCAGGUAGAAAGAAGCAGCGGUAGAUUAAACACAUGUUGAAGGUGGUGUGUGGUGAUCCCGGCUCUCCAUGGUCAGAUUGGAUGGUUGUGUGAGCAGCAGCAAAUUCACAAUCAGGAACUGAAAGCAAGUCAAAUCGCAGAACUGCAACAAAAAAAGUAAAUAAUGAAUAAAUAAAUAAAUAAAUAAAUAAACUAAAAUUAUGUUCAAUACAAGUUUAUGUACACUCACUCACUGUCCUAACCGCUUAUCCAAUUAAGGUCGGGGGACCUUAAUAUACACACAUACUCACACACACACACAUAUACACACUAAUUAACCUAUAGGGCAAUUCAGUGUCUCCAAUUAACUUGACUACAUGUUUUUGGACUGUGGGAGGAAACCGGAGCACAGGGAGAACAUGCAAACCACACAGAAAGGACCCAGACUGCCCAGCCUGGGGAUCAAACCCAGGAUCUUCUUGCUGUGAGGCAACUGUGAGGCAACAGUGCUACCCACCGAGCCAAAGUUUAUGAAAACUUUAGAUUUUUAUAAUAUUUUGUUUUGAUAUACUAUUAUUAUUAUUAUUAUUUUAUUAUUACUAUUAGUAGUAGUAGUAAUGCCUGUGAUGGACUGGCGACCUGUCCCGGGUGGUUCCUGACUUUCAGACCCACCACGAUCUUGAUUAGGAUAAAGCUUUGGUAAAACAUACAAUCAUGAAUAUUAUAAGCAAGUGAUUGAUUGGCGUUCUGUCUAGGGUGCAUUAAUGCAUUGUGCCGAGUAAUUCCGGGGAAGCUAGACCCACUGCAACCCUGACCAGGAUAAAGCGAUAAUAAAACUUGUUUUGAUUAGCAGCAGUGCGUUGUGAUCUCAGCACCUGUCUGUUCUGAACUUGUGGCUGAACAGAGCACAUUUACUCUAGUUAAGAUCUUUAACUAAAUUCUGGAUAUACGACACAUUUAAAUUGUUUCAUUUCGUCUUUAAGUGGCUGUUUUGUUCUCUAAACGACCGUCUGCGGUUGUGUGAAAUGUUUACAUGUCUGAUCUAUUACACUACACACAUGUUCAUUAGUGUUUAUUUGUACGUGCACUGUUCCAGGCUUGGCAUGGCGCUGCAUGCUCUUCUCCUGUAUCGUUAAAUGAAGCAUAAUUAUGCAUCUCAUUUUUCUUCUGUAUGAUUUUGUUAGGUGACCUGUCUUCAAGUCUGUUACUAUAAACUUUAAAAAAGAAAAAAAUGUAGAUUUUUGUCUAUGAUAGAACUAUUUUUGCUAAAUUGAUGCUGUAUUCUACAAUUAAAGCAAUUCUGAAUUUUA
Trichomycterus rosablanca is the source of this 4169-nucleotide messenger RNA. RefSeq names its product Transmembrane protein 263-B-like. The record is from RefSeq and is a predicted model, not a curated record. Lineage: Eukaryota; Metazoa; Chordata; Actinopteri; Siluriformes; Trichomycteridae. The transcript is spliced from 3 exons. The coding region runs from base 79 to 477 and encodes 132 amino acids.